Molecule: messenger RNA, 538 nt
Organism: Zootermopsis nevadensis
Lineage: Eukaryota; Metazoa; Arthropoda; Insecta; Blattodea; Termopsidae
Source: RefSeq, a predicted model, not a curated record
UCCACGCUCUCCAGAUCUUACCACUAUGGAUUUUUAUUUGUGGGGUUAUGUGAAGCAACAAGUGUUCUCUGUCCAAAUAACAAAUUUGGACCAUUUGAAAGAACGGAUCGCUGAAGCACACCGAAUGUUCUCGGUCGUGUAUGGCAAGAGCUUGAAUAUCGUCUUGAUGUCUGCAGGGCAACUAAAGGAGCACAUAUCGAAAUCUACUAAACAGAUGAAUCUUAUCACACUACAAGUCCCGCAAUGCGUAGUCAAAAUAUUUCCUACCCUGAUGAUGGAGACGAAGCUUUCCUUUGAGACAUUGGUAACCACCUACCAGCCUACAAGAAAGUAAAAUGAAGGCCCAAUGGUCAGUUCGUGUCCCUUGGCCUGUUUCAUCCCCGAAACUACUCAACGGAGUUGAUACUGGAGUCAAAUUAUACAAGCGAACUUAAUAUUAAUGCAUUUAAUUUCACUGUAACCCUUAAUUUUCAUGACGUACAUAUAAACUUCGUUAGGCUAUAUUUUUUCUUCAAAAUUGCCCUCCUUUCGGAAAAUU